Ilyonectria robusta is the source of this 504-nucleotide messenger RNA. RefSeq lists its product as uncharacterized. The record is from RefSeq and is a predicted model, not a curated record. The transcript is spliced from 2 exons. The coding region runs from base 1 to 504 and encodes 167 amino acids. Lineage: Eukaryota; Fungi; Ascomycota; Sordariomycetes; Hypocreales; Nectriaceae.
AUGUAUCACGACCAGGACCAGAACAGCGAUGCGCUGCCCUCCAGCGCCGGCGGGUUUCUGCUCACGCGGCUGCUCCCCCGCAAGUCGGAGGAGACGUGCGUCGAUACCGAAAGCAAAAACACGUGCGAAAAGUCUCAACUGUCUGGAGGGAAAGUGAUGAUUGCGAUUAUCAUAGUUAGCAUCAUAUGUGGCAUCGGCUUCCUCUGCUUCCUGUUCUACUUGCAUCGGAGACGCACCAAGAUGGAACAACUGGAAGACCUCAAGGACGUCCAGGAGCUAGAUGACUACGGCAUUACAUCGGCGCCACCUUCAUCAAAGACAAAGCCCUCACAGAUGCCUCAAGCGCCUGCUCCCACGCAUGCUCCAACGCCAAUGAAGCACCAGGCGUCAGAUACCCGAGCAGGCCCUCCGCCGCCAAGUUACAGGGAGUCCACAGAUUCGUUGUCGCCAUCAAUACGCCAAGCCACAGCGACUGUUCCUCGAGAUGGCCUUUCGAACUACUAA